AGGCUGCUUUUGAAAGAAAACAAGAGCAGUUAUAAAGCUGACUUUCUCAAGAACUACAUGCCCCUUUAUUCUAGGAAGCAGCCAAAAGAACAAGAGGCCACUGAAGACAAAACUUUCUGCAAAUGCCUGCACACGGUGAUGUUCGCAGGCAUCUGUUAGAAGGAGAGAAUGCUCUUCGUUACAGGACUUCUGUGCACCUGUUGACACCCUAACAUGAUUUUCAGCUGAAGAACUGCGAAGUCCUGGAUUUUUUCACCGUCGACCCAAGGAAACUUUGCACGUCAGUAAUUUUUCUAUUUAUCACGAAGAAGAAGAAGAAGAAAGUGGGAACCCCCUUUGGAAGAAACAUAAAAUCUGUGAAGUUUGAACAAGCAGGCUUCCCAAGAUGUACCGAAUAUCUCAACUGAUGUCAACACCAGUGGCAAGUAAAUGUUCUUCUGGCUCUGAGAGAAGAUAUACUGGAGAGCUGUCUCCCACAUGUGUUUUCCCAAGUUUUGCCUGUGAUUUCCUGGAUGGUGACACUUCCUUCAAAUGCUGCUCUGUAGAUCUCCUAACAGCCUCCCACUUUGCCUGUCGCCGAAGUCCCAGACUCCUCUCCAAUGGAUACUACACUUGGACAGAAGACAGUUUCCUCUAUGACAAAGAUGGCAACAUAACUCUGAGCCCACCCCAGACCAGUGUUCUUUACAAGGAGAAUUUAGUGAGAAUAUUUAGAAAGAAAAAGAGAGUCCACCGUUCCUUUUCUAAUCUCUUCAGCCUCAGGACCUCUAAAUCCUGGCUGCACGGAAACAUCUUCGGUGAUGUUGACUCUUCCUUAAGUGAGGACACCUGGUUAGAGGGGGUCAGGAGGCUGGACAUGGAGCAUUGCAGUGAAACUGGGUUUCACAACCUCAGCAUUGCUGACACUUGGGACUGGACGAUCCUUCACUGCGGGGAUUCUGACUGUUCCCUGACUGAUGCCUGGGAGUCGGAACAGCCGAAUGUAGCCCCCUCCUCUAGCCAUGCCAUGUCUCAGAUUCCACGACAGAACUCCCACGAUGGGGCUCUUCAGUCUCAUGUGAUGGCUUCUGAACAUUUCCCAGGGAACAUUUUGGAUCGUGCAAAAGCCAGUCUGUGGCAAGAUGUCUCCUUUCCAGCAAUUCUGCUGGCUGUGUUCCUCAUCAUCUGUGCAUGUGCAAGAUGGUUUCUGGAAGGAAUAUUAGUCAGUGUCUUCACAUGUUCACUGGUGGUGAUUCUUGCCUGUUUGCCAAAAUUUGACAGCCACUUAAGAAUGUCUCUGAUGAAUGCCUUCAAUCUGAAUAUCCAGAAAUUGUCUGAUUUGCAGUCUGCUUGGAAUCAACUGUUUUAUUGGAGGAGAAUGAGGAGCUGGAUAAUUGAGAAAAAAAUAUUUUAAUUUGGUUAUGUGUUUUAAAAAAAAAUCUCAUUUGUGUCCUCGUAACUGUAAUGUGCUCAUGAAAAUAGUAUUAAUUUGUGUUUCCUUUGCAACACUAGCAGUUGAAAAGGACAGACUAGAAACUGUGAUAGAGAAACAACCACCUGGGUAGAUAUUCCUCUCUUAUUCCCUGACGCAUGGUUUUCAAACAUUAAUUUCCAUUUAGAGACUUCCGUGAGGCACUUGUAACAAUGCAGAUUCCUGGGCCUGCCCGCAAACGCCUCUUCCUUGCUGAAGUGCUUUAAUCGAAUAAUGUAAGCAAGUCUCUGUAAUCAAUACCAACUUGAAAAUAAAUAGAUCACAGUUUGAGCAUAAAAUACAAUGUAGAAAAAAAUUCACCAUUCUCCCCGAAGAGUGGCUGGGUGGGGGUCGGUGUCAGCAGAUGCAGGUUAAUGGAAAAUGGGCAUAAAAGAGGUUUUCUUUGGGAAAGCACAUUCUUCUUUUGAGCCAUUUUCUUACAAAGUUUUCAGUCUUCUUGAGCUCAUGAUUACCUUUCACUUAAGAGCGAUUAAAAUAAAGAUAUAAGAGGGGGCGCCUGGGUGGCUCAGUAGGUUAAGCCACUGCCUUCAGCUCAGGUCAUGAUCUCAGGGUCCUAGGAUCGAGCCCCACAUCAGGCUCUCUGCUCAGCAGGGAACCUGCUUCCCCCACCCUCUCUGCCUGCUUAUGAUCUCUGUCUCUCUCUGUCAAAUAAAUAAAAAUUAAACCUUAAAAAAAUAAAGAUAUAAAAGAAAAAAAUCUUUAAGGCCCCCCCCCCAAAGACAAAAUAUCAAAGUGCCUUGAAAUGUAUAAAAAUGAAAUGCAUAAAAAAUGCAGUCGCUCAGCUGGGUGAAGGGACAUAGAAGUAUAGAAGAUGCUCCCUAUCAUUGCUCUUGCUUGGAAUAUGUUCUUGAGGCAAACGUAGCCUGCAGUUCAAAGUUGUUAUGUAGGGUAUUCUCCAGCUCUCCACCUGUGUGGAGAAAAUUGUCUUUGCUUAAAAUGGUAAUAUUACAAUAUCACUCUUUGUAUUAUUUGUAUUUAGUGAAUUUGAUUUUAAAAAGUACUGUACUACUAAAUAAAUGAAGUCGUCAGCAAAGUA
Mustela lutreola (European mink) is the source of this 2507-nucleotide messenger RNA. RefSeq names its product transmembrane protein 71 (gene TMEM71). Bases 386 to 1393 code for a protein of 335 amino acids. Lineage: Eukaryota; Metazoa; Chordata; Mammalia; Carnivora; Mustelidae. The transcript is spliced from 10 exons. The record is from RefSeq and is a predicted model, not a curated record.